This is a messenger RNA of Fukomys damarensis (Damara mole-rat), 547 nucleotides long. Its product is annotated as T-complex protein 1 subunit eta-like. Bases 34 to 474 code for a protein of 146 amino acids. Gene Ontology annotation, biological process: protein folding. Gene Ontology annotation, cellular component: chaperonin-containing T-complex. Lineage: Eukaryota; Metazoa; Chordata; Mammalia; Rodentia; Bathyergidae. The record is from RefSeq and is a predicted model, not a curated record. The transcript is spliced from 2 exons. Gene Ontology annotation, molecular function: ATP binding; ATP-dependent protein folding chaperone.
UUCCAGGAAAACAGCAGCUAUUGAUUGGGGCAUAUGCCAAGGCCUUGGAGAUUACCCCAUGCCAGCUAUGACAAUGCUGGCUUUGAUGCCACAAACAUCCUGAACAAACUGCAGGCUCAGCAUGCCCAGGGAGGCACAUGGUAUGGGGUGGACAUCAACAAUGAAGACACUGCUGACAACUUCAAAGUCUUCAUGUGGGAGCCAGCUACGAUGCAGAUCAAUGCCCUAACAGCAGCCUCUGAGGCUGCAUGCCUUAUUGUGUCGGCUGAUGUGACCUCACUCCACCGUGGAUGCUCCUCCAGCAGCUGGCCGGGGCUGGGGCCAAGGCUACUUCCCUUAAGAGGUCCUACACAACACUGGCUGGCAGCUGGCUACAGGUUUCAGCAUGACCAAUCUCCUCCUCAUCAAAGUACACUAGAGAGCAUGUACCACUCCAAGAAAUCAAGGACACUCAAGCAGCACAAACUGUCAUAACCAGGAGACUCAAGAAAGGCAAAUCCAGCUCUUGCUUCCCAUCCACCAAGCCACGAGCAACUCUCCACCACCA